AUGAAGUGUUUCCCAGGCAUCGCCGCCACCAACCCCAAUAUCGGGGAUCCUUGGAAUCCAAGUUAUCCUUGCAGGAAUGUUCCUCUAAAGAUUUUGACAGCUAUUUGCGGUCACAUCGAAUUCCAGCCAUGCUCCCGCUUUGGGGACACUCGCCCGUGCACACACGCAAUCGUGACACCAACUGUUGGCGCCGAUGUCUCCCGCAACGCCUCGUGGCAUCGUGCGACGGAGUCCCAAAAGAAACACCCCAUUCUUUGCCACACGCCGCACCAUGACGAUGGAUGGCCUGGAAUGAAAGGCGAAACCGCCCGGAAGCGCACCGAGCUUUCCGGCAGGAAGGCCGGGAAUUUCGUUGUCUUCGGUCUAGGCGGCCUGCUUGACCCGAACCGCCUAAAGUCCAUCCAUGUCUUGUUGAAGACGACCUUUCAUCUCAUUGAACGACCUGGUUCCGAGGGAACUGUAAGCCGCUUCAACGGAUGGCUUACAGGUAAGGACGCCACGCCCCUCGCUAGCUACCCUCUUUCAUCCCAAACAUAG
Molecule: messenger RNA, 537 nt
Organism: Colletotrichum paranaense
Lineage: Eukaryota; Fungi; Ascomycota; Sordariomycetes; Glomerellales; Glomerellaceae
Exons: 2
Coding region: 1-537 (178 amino acids)
Source: RefSeq, a predicted model, not a curated record